Molecule: messenger RNA, 1452 nt
Organism: Hirsutella rhossiliensis
Lineage: Eukaryota; Fungi; Ascomycota; Sordariomycetes; Hypocreales; Ophiocordycipitaceae
Product: major facilitator superfamily domain-containing protein
Exons: 4
Coding region: 1-1452 (483 amino acids)
Biological process (GO): pantothenate import across plasma membrane
Cellular component (GO): plasma membrane
Molecular function (GO): pantothenate transmembrane transporter activity
Source: RefSeq, a predicted model, not a curated record
AUGCCUUUGCGGCCUCGCGACGAUCUGUGCAUUAGCCUUGGUCCCGGGGAGCGAGCCUUGGUGCAAAAGAUUGACUUCUUCAUCCUCACCUUCUGCUGUCUGAGCUACUUCGUCAACUACCUCGAUCGCUCCAACCUCGCCAAUGCCUACGUGUCCGGGAUGCGGGACGAGCUGGGAUUCGUCGGGAACCAGCUCAAUGAGAUCAACACUUGCUUUACAGUCGGAUACAUCUUGGGUCAGAUCCCGUCCAACCUGUCGCUCCACUAUGUCAGGCCCCGGCUCUGGUUCCCCCUCAUGAUGCUGCUCUGGGGCGGGCUGACUACGGUGACGGCCUCGGCGCACAGCCCGCAGGCCAUCAUGGCCAUCCGCUUCUUCCAGGGCAUGUGCGAGGCCUCGACCUUUGUCGGCACCCACUACGUCCUCGGUGCGUGGUACACGGAGCGCGAGCUGGGUAAGCGGAGCGGCAUCUUCACCUCGUCCGGGCUCGCGGGGACCAUGGUCGGCGGCUUCAUCCAGACGGGCAUCCAUCGGGGCCUAGACGGCCGCCGCGGCCUCAGCGGCUGGCGCUGGCUCUUCAUCAUCGACGGGCUGCUCACGCUCCCCGUCGCCCUCUACGGCUUCCUUCUGUUCCCGGACACGCCGCGUACCACGACGGCUUUUUACCUGACCCCGGCCGAGCGGGAGCUAGCCGUCUCGCGCGUCCCCGCCGCCCACGACACGGAGCACCAGUCCCCUCUGACGAUGCACUUCCUCAAAAAGGUCCUGGCGAGCUGGUACUGGUGGGGCUUCGUCGGCCUCUGGGUUGUUGCCGGCGAGACCGAGUCGUUUGGUUCAAACUCGCUCCUCGCCCUCUACAUGCAGAGCCACCCGGAUGUCAAGUACACCGUCGCGCAGCUCAACAACUAUCCCACGGGCGUCGCGGGUGCGGGGAUCGUGUCGACGCUCUUCUGGGCAUCUCUGACGGAUCUCCUUGGCGGCAAGCGCUAUCUCGUCGGCUACUUCAUCGCCGUGACCGGCAUCGCGACCUCGGCCAUGAUCCUCGUCGCGUCUCGGAACCCUACCAGCUCGGCCUCGACGACUGUCGUCUUUGCCGCGUACUACUGGGCCGGGGCCGUCUAUGCCUGCCAGGCCACCUUCUUCGCCUGGUGCAACGAUGCCAUGCGCUUCGAGCAGGCCACCUUUCGCGCCGUCGUCCUUGCGGGCAUGAACCUCGGCAACAAUGCCGUCAGUGCCUGGUGGAGCAUCCUCUUUUAUGGGGCAUCCAUGGCGCCUUGGUUUACUAAUGGUAUGUGGGCCAUGAUUGCCUGCUCCGUGGUCUUGGCAAUCUGGACGGCGGGCUUGUCGUAUCUGGCCUGUCGCAAAGACAAGAAGAGGGCAGCCGAGGAUGGCGAGAUGAGUGUGCAACAUGAAGUCACAACAGACCACGAGUCAACUGGAAGUAAACCAUCAUGA